Molecule: messenger RNA, 1912 nt
Organism: Effrenium voratum
Lineage: Eukaryota; Dinophyceae; Suessiales; Symbiodiniaceae
Source: the annotation of a GenBank genome assembly
UUUGGCUCCAGUGGCCACUUGCCGAUCUGUGGGGAUCGAGAGGUCGGGUUUGCGUUGUACAUAGAGCGGUGGCACCCUUUGGGUCUUCCGCAGGCAAACCUCCCACUCCCAGGCGAAGAUGGGAGACCCACACACUGCUUGGCUUCAUUUUCACGGGCGGCAAAGAUUCGAGGAAAUGAGAGGCCUGAAUGCCAACAACGAAGCAAUGGUCGACGAACUGGUAGAAUCCCAUGCCCUGCGGACCAACGAGUGCAUCGAUGCCUUCAAGGCUGUGGACCGUGGUCACUUCUGGCCUCCAGGGGGCGACCUGGCCUACGCCGAUAUGCCUUUGCGCCAUGGCCGACUGCACCUGUCGGCACCGCACAUCUAUGGCAAGGCGCUGGAGUCGUUGAUGCCUUUGCAGCCAGGGAUGUCCUUCCUGAACAUUGGAUCAGGCACAGGAUAUUUCAAUUGCAUCGUGUCUGAAUUUACAGGGCCUCAUGCUGCCAACCACGGCGUGGAGAUUUGGCCAGAGACAGUCGCCCAUGCCCGCGCGCGCACUGCAGCGCUGGGCAAGCGCACCAUACAGUUUACAGAGGGGAACAUCUACCAGCUGAACGUGAACGACACCAUGCGCUAUGACCGCAUCUACGUCGGAGCAUGCGCAAACUCCAAGUCCAAGUACCUCUACAGGCUCUUGGAGGUUGGCGGCAUACUUAUCGGGCCCUUUCAGGUCGGCCACAGCCAGCAGCUACGGCGCGUGGUACGGCAGACGGAGACCCACUUCUUCGUGGAGGUGCUGGGCUCUGUUCAAUUUGCGUGCCUCGUGGAGCCAACGCAGUGCAUCCGAUCGGCGGGAGUUUUUGCGCCUCCGCCGCGAAGCGCGCUGCACACGGAGGAGGUGCAAAACUCGGCUCAAAGCGGAACAACAACGCCAGCCACCAUGUCCUCCAGUGAGAACGCCGAGAACGAGAGCCAUCAACUCAUAGGCUUGCCGGGGGUGCCUUUCACCUUCUCCUUGCUUGAGAGUCCCUGGACUCCAGAAAGGAGCUGGCUGUAUCCGGCGUCCUUCAAGCAAGUUGUGGCCACCGGCCUCUUGUGCAGACCAAGAGGAGGUAUGGUGGGCCUGCCCGCGGAGAUUUGGAUCAAGCACGUCCUCCCUUGGUGCUCGCGGAGGUGGUUCGAGGCUCGACACGGCACUCCUGCAAUACAGCCACUGGCUGCACCAGCUGAGGCGCCCUCCUUGGUCCUGCCUUGCAAGGAGGAAGAGGAGUCGGAGGACUCGGCCUCCACGAGGGCCCCGUCCUCCCAGAACACCCCGGACAGUGGUCCUUCGCAACCUCCAGUGGACAUGAGGUCAAUAUCGGAUCAAAUGAGUACAGAUGACUAUGGCGAGGAUGUGCUGUUCGAGGUGUGGAGCAAUGGCCAGCGCUACGCGAUUGGCCGUGAGGGCGAUCCGGAUGAUGCUGACCAGCACCAUCACAGAAUGGCGGUUCCCCUGCGAGUACUGUCCAACGCCAUCCAAGCGCAGUUGCUGGCAGAGGAAGCACGCACCAGACAGCGCCGGCGUCAGCGCGAGGAAGAAGAGGAGGAGCUUCCCGAGCCGCUUCAGGCAGCCGGGAUUUGGGAUGAGGAGGCCUGGGAGUGGGGAGAUGAGGUCAUGGAUCUUGACAUGGACGGAGACGAUGACAUGGACAUCGCAUGAUGUGCAGAGCACCAGGCUGUCGUCGAACACCGUGCACUUGAGGCAGAUGAGUCUGAGCGAGGCUGGCUCCGAACUAGUGGAUGGGUGAAGAGCCCAGGCCCUGCGGUGAAUUUUAAGCGCAGGGGGUUUUAGCGUGCGCAGACACUUCGCGCAGAGAGGCUCGUGGGUAGCAUGGUGCCUUCAAGUCGCUGAACACCUGUCGCUACUGGAUGCAGGCUGUCCUACUGA